AUGGAUGUGCAGAACUUGUAUGCGAAGUGGGAGAAGAGUGAGGUGCUUCGGGACCGAGUUCGAAAGGAGAAGAAACUUUGCCUACACCCAUCUGCCCAAAGUUUUUGUGAGCCCAACAGGGUGAACGCCGUGAACAAUUCUGAGGUGCUAUUGCCAGCAAUUGACAGGUUGAAAGCCAGUGAAGGUUGGCAAUUACCACAUUUAGAACCGCUUCAAGGUGAAAUCUCUCGUUUCUUUGAGAAGGUCGGGGUCGAAAUUGACGACCAGCAGAUCUACAUGACAUCCAUUGAAGUAAAGAAACUCCUAGGAUUCGUGAAAAGGAGAGUGAAACGUCAGGUCACCAAGGACCAGAAGUUCCACGAGUUGCUGCUGGCCCUGGAUCCGACACUCCAGGAGGUCAUUGAUGCAUACAUGGGGUCUUCGGCUGGUGACCAAGAUGAUGCUGACGAUGAAGAUCCCCAAUCCCAGCAGGACUAUGAUGACUUCAAGAAAUGGUUGAACAAGCGCCAGCCUACUCCUCAGGAAACGGUUGAGGCUCGCAGGGCUCCCCAGGUUCCCAAGCAAAAGGCUGACGUUAGCUGGGUGUGCCAAUUGUGCAAGGAAGAUGCCACCAAGUGCGAUUGCCAAGCAAAGAUCAAGGAACUCAAGGAGAAGAUUGCCAGGAAGAAAGCUGAGCAGGCGUUCCUUGGCUAUCGUGGCAGUGGAAGUGCCAUGGACAACUUGGAAACCAUGCCCCUUGAAGAAGACAUACCACCUUCACAACCCCGGGAGCGCUCUGAGCUCUCCAUGAUUUCCAAGCCAAUGGCUCCGUCUACCCCCGAAGCAUGCAAAGCACCCGAACUCCCUGCAGCUCCAAGCAAGGUCCUCACUCGCGCCGAGCAGCUUGCGGCCAAGAAGAAGGCCAAGAGCGGUGCCGCCGAGCCUGAGCAAGAGGACAAGGGUAACCAGGGCAACAAGGGAGCCACAUCGGAUGACAAUGACAGUGGUGAUGAUUUUGGGUGUCCCACUGGGUUUAUGAAACGACCAGCUGCCAGGGGUAGACCACCAAAGGCAAAGGCCACUUCCAAAGCUGCGGCCAAGAGCAAGGCCAAAGCCGAACCCAAGCCCAAGAAGAAGAGUGAGUCCAAGAAAGGCAAGAAGGAGAAGAAACACAAGGUAGAGGAGGAAGACGAGGUGGAUGGUGAUGGAGACGUCGCCGAUGAUGCUAUGGAUGUCGAUGGUGACAAUGGUGAGAAUGCCACCCAGGACUACAAGAACUAUGAUGAUGGAGAUGAAUAUCAGGAGGAUGCCGAAGAAGUGAAGCCAAAGAAGGCGAAGGGAAAAGGCAAGGCCAAAGACAAGUCCACUCGCAAGAGAAAGAACAAGACGACCAAGACGACCAAGACUGAUGGUGAUGCUGUUGAUGAUGAUGAUGGUGCCUCCCCCGAUGCCCAUCCUGCCAAGCGGCCGCGUUCGAAGAAGCCUAAGGUGGCCCCGAAGGAUGCAGCAGCACCGAAGAGGAGGGCCAGAAAGAGCACUCCUUUGCCGGCAUCAGUGGAUGACUUGGCCGAUGAGACCAUGAAGGGGAUUGUGUUGCAACGAUUGAAAAGUGUGAAAUCCAUGAAUGUGGAGGAUCUUAAGGCCUACCUCAUCUCAAAGAAGGGUGACGUUGGUCAGGACAAUGCCCGGUUGAAUACUGAUUGGAGCAAGACAAGCUCCAGCAUUCGCUUGAAGCAUGUCGAGGGGUUUCCCACAAUUUGCAGUUUCACUUUCAAGACCGGCACGUGGAAUUCCCGCAUGGCUGCGGCCUACAUUUCCUCUUGGUUGAUGGCUAGCUGGAUCGAUUCUCAGCCAGAAGAAGUUCUGAGCAACCGUGAAGAUCCUACGUCUUACUUUCACAAAGAGGAGUCCAAGAUCAGAUUCAAUGCCGCCAAGGCAUUGGAAGAGUUCCACAGUCGAAGCUAG
Cladocopium goreaui is the source of this 1944-nucleotide messenger RNA. NCBI's taxonomy places the organism in Eukaryota, Dinophyceae, Suessiales, Symbiodiniaceae. The record is from the annotation of a GenBank genome assembly.